CCAUGUGAAACCGAAAUAUGAAAAUCGCUCAUGCAGUUAGAAUAAAGCAGCGCAUUUUUCGAUUUCAAUCCUCGUAAAUGAUAUGUUGAUAAACAAAUGACGCCAUAUUGAUUUUGAUUUUGGGUAGCCUAUAUUCAAUUGAUGUCUAACCCCUGCAAUAUGAGGGAUUUGACGUUUUAGUCGUACCCCUGUUCAAAUGUGGCAUUCAAAUGUUUGUAAACAUAUAUUCAUACAGUGGCUUAAUGAUCACACGUUUUGUUUAAAACUGCUUAAGAUGUUUGAUGACUUAAAUAGUUUUUCCGAUGCAGAUGAUCAUGGAGACUUUGAUCUGCAUCAAGAGAUUGCACGGAGUGCUUUUGCUGACAUGUGUCACGAUUGGGAGCGAAACCAGAAGUAUGAUCUUGCUUUGAAACGUACCAUCGAACGACUGCACGCCGAAGGCGAGGAGGCACAUGUUCUGGAUAUCGGAACCGGAAGUGGGCUUCUUUCAAUGAUGGCAGUACGUGCCGGUGCGGACAGUGUUACUGCCUGUGAAGCUUUCCGGCCGAUGGCAAAUUGCGCCGAACUUGUAAUCGCGGCUAACAAAGGCAUGCCGGGCAGGAUCAAGCUGAUCAAAAAGAAAUCAACCGAAAUCAGUGUUGGUGAAGGGAAGGACAUGGAACGGACGGCGAACGUUCUGGUUACGGAACUGUUCGAUACGGAACUAAUCGGUGAAGGUGCUAUUGCAACAUUCAAGCAUGCUUUAGAACAUUUGCUGGAGCCCAGUUGUAGAGUUAUUCCACAUUCAGCAACAGUUUACGCCCAAAUCGUUGAAUGUCCAUUGGCUUUGAGCUGGAUAAUGCCUAAAAAUUUGAGUAAUUCAGACGGAGACGUAUUGCUGAGAACACCGAAAGAAAUAGUCGAAUGUCGGGGAUCGCCAGCUGUUUUCGAUAUUCAACUAAGCCAACUUACAAGCUUCAAUGCUUUGUCAGAACCGACUGCUGUGUUUGAGUUCGAGUGGUCCAGUAACGAUGAACUCAAGUAUGAGCGCCAUACAAGAAAGCUUGUGAAAAUUAUCAACUCUGGAAUGCCACAUGUAGUCUUCAUGUGGUGGGAUCUAAAGAUGGACAAAGAAGAAACUGUUUUGCUGAGCUGUGCGCCGUUUUGGGCGCAUCCGGAUUAUGAAAAGCUAAAACUGCGUAAUAAGAACCCGAUGAUUCCAACGCAAAAUGUAAUACCUUGGCGGGACCACUGGAUGCAAGCGAUGUAUUACUUACCACAAAGUAAAAAAGCUUUGAACAAGGGUCAGGAAACUCAUCUAGAUGCGUUUCAUGAUGAAUUUUCACUCUGGUUUAGUCUGGAGCAAUCAGUAUUGGAGCCUGCCCACUGCUCUUGUGGGUUCCACAACGCGUACUCUCGUUCAAGAAUCGGACAAGUAAACGAGGGUCCUCGGAAUAAGAAGAUUUUGAAUUAUCUCGAACAAGUUUUAAAGAAAGAUUCCGUUGUAUUGGUUUUAGGAGAAGGUUCUCUUUUGGGUUUGGCUCUGUGUGCAAUGGGAACCAAAAAAGUAAUACUGUUGGAAGCAAAUCGUAUUUCGAGGCAGUGUAUGGAAAGCUAUGCACGCUUCAACAAAUUAGAUACCGCUGAGAUUAUAUCUGAUGUGGAUCAGCUAACAGCAGAAUUAUCUUCCGAGAUAACACAUAUUUUUGGAGAACCAUUUUUCGGAUCCGCUAUUCUGCCGUGGCAUAACGCUUUUCAGUUCGGUGCUCUUUUGCGAGAGAUUAGGCCGCGUGUUAAAGCAAAUGUCAUGAUUAUUCCAAAAUCGGUUAGCAUUUAUGGUCUUCCGGUUGAAUUUCUAGACCUCCAAAAAAUAAUGGCACCACUUGGAAAAUGUGAAGGUUUCGAUCUUUGUUUAAUGGACGAAAUGAUUGAGCAACAUUCUUCUUUGACUGAUUCCUCCGUCGAGGCUCAACCACUAUGGGAAUACCCUUGCUUUGCACUGGGCUCUCAAGCAAAAAUGUUGACUAUCAAUUUUGAAGAUGGAUUUGCGGAACCGAAAAUAUCGCACGGAAUGUUCAACAUCACGAUGCAAGCUCUCAGCAGUGAAUGCAAUGGGAUCGCACUAUGGGCUGACUGGCAUUUGGACGGCUCUUUGGGACCCAAAACCACAAUAUCAUCUGGACCGCUCAUGCGAAUAGACGAUGGUCCUACGGAACAUCCAGUCCCCAUCAGUUGGAAUUCUAAUUGGCGACAAGGAGUUCAUCUUACGACAAAGAUGAACAAAAGACAAUCGAUUUCCUGGAGCGUUCAAUUCAACGCCCAACUAGACGAUUGUUAUUUCCAAUUCAAUUAACUGUGACUGUGAAAAUAAAAGGACUUCUAUUGCACAA
Molecule: messenger RNA, 2369 nt
Organism: Toxorhynchites rutilus septentrionalis
Lineage: Eukaryota; Metazoa; Arthropoda; Insecta; Diptera; Culicidae
Gene: Art7
Product: protein arginine N-methyltransferase 7
Exons: 2
Coding region: 197-2332 (711 amino acids)
Biological process (GO): peptidyl-arginine methylation
Molecular function (GO): protein-arginine omega-N monomethyltransferase activity
Source: RefSeq, a predicted model, not a curated record